Molecule: messenger RNA, 3073 nt
Organism: Hypomesus transpacificus
Lineage: Eukaryota; Metazoa; Chordata; Actinopteri; Osmeriformes; Osmeridae
Exons: 18
Coding region: 175-2535 (786 amino acids)
Source: RefSeq, a predicted model, not a curated record
GACAGAAGCUAUGCUAAAAUAAUCGAAUCUCUAUGAACAGACCGACUAUCUUGACAGCUCUUUUCAUGGAUAGAAAUUCAUCAGAAUGUGGGCCUAUUACGUUAAGGACAACCUACCAGCAGGACCCGAUCAGCCAGCUAAUUAAACGAUAUUGACUCCGUAUGCCUUGGCAAUAUGCUUCGCUUGAGUAUCGGACCUCUCAAGGGGAAAGCUCUGGAAGUUAAUGCAAAGAAUGCCUCUCACAUCCUGGCCUUGACACAAAACCUGGCCUCUCAGUGUGGAUUCAGUGUAAAAAUGGAUUCAAUGGGAAAUGCCAUGAUCUUUGCCUCCCUUCAAAAUUGUUUUGUCCAAAACUCGACUGCUACUGCUUCAGGUUAUAGUGUCACUACAGUGGUCUUCACGAUUCCGGAACAAAGGGUCGUGAAGAUUGACCAAGUCCAAAGAACUGGUUAUGGUAUAACCAACUCUCCCACACGACUUGUUCUGCGAAGCCCACUUAACGCACCUGAAACGUUCUUCCAGAAUGUAGCAGGGGUACCAAUGGCUGUGCUCAAAACCUCCACCAUCUUGGAGAAUACAUUGUUGUCUACUCAAAUAGAUUCUUCUGUUGCUUGCCCAACACCAGGAAGUGUCUCCUUUACGCCAAAUAUGAUCACCUGGUCUGUGCCCCGGCGCAUCGACCCUCUGGUAUCUUCCUGCAACUUCCAGCUCAAGGAAGUGUUCUUAGGGGUGGAAGGCAUGAGGCUGAGCCCUGGUGAAGUUAUGGCCAGAGGAUACUCCUUGUCGCUGAACAAGAUGCAUAUUAUCCUUCAGAUUCCAGUUGGUGCUGUUGGAGGUUACUUUAAGAGCAAUGUCAAAAAUGGUCAGUACCUCACCACAUACUCUAUUGAGCCCAUGCUUGAGAUUCUGUGGACUGAGGAUGAUCCUCCUAAAGACACUAAAUACAAAGUCCUCUUCCCAAUCACCACUCCCCCUAUAAUCAGUCCUCUACAACUGGUUGACCGUAUUGUUCCUGAAGAGGGGGUAUUCAAGGUGGAAUUGGGGACUUUCCUCCAAGAUGUGGAGCUGAUGAACAUCACAUUUCUUGAUGGGGUCCUUUCUGUAGCUGAGUGUAAUGAUCGAGGUUUUAACAUUGAAGAACUCCGUUUCCCCAAUGGGUCAAAGUCCAUUGCACUUACCGUGCCCUUCACUGACCGUGCUGUCUUAAAUAAGAUGGAUGCUCGGAAUGUCAUCUACACUCUUCACAUGGUCUUUGGCUUGGCGGUGUUGCCUGAGUAUUCUUCAUUUACUUACACUGCAGUUACAGAAGUGUCAGUGAAGGGAAUUGUUCCAGCUUAUAUCACUGGAACCUGUGAUCAUGAGAACUUUCAUGUCACUGUCAAGUCUGGGAAUCAAGUCCAGAACUUAAAAAUUGUAGUCGGGCAGCGUCUGCUGACACCUGAGAUUGCUGAGCAGUAUCGCAUUGUUACAGAGGGUGCACACAUCUUUAUCACAGUGCCGUUCUAUGCCCCUGAUACUGUAUUUGAGGUGAUUGAGUCAUCGUCCAUCCGAAGCAAGCUACAUAUGUCUCUGAGAGAUCCAGUCACUAUGAACAUCCAACACUUCUCCUUGUCUUGCAGCUUCCUCUCUGGACUGACUGAAUGUUUUGCCAAUGGGACGAUUGCUGCAGUGGCUGCAAAGAUUGAAUCUGUUCCAAGUAUGAUUCCCAGUCAACUGACCCUAAAAGACCCUGCCUGUGGACCAGCCUACAGCGAUGACCGCAUUGCUCGUUUUCUUUUCACUGGACGCUCCUGUGGCACUACUAGAAAAUUUAUAUCCAGUGUCAUGCUGUAUGAGAAUGAAAUCUCGUUACCUUCUAAACCGGUUGCAGGAAAUGGAUUCCAGAUGGAAGAGCCACAAUAUAUGUUGAAAGUUUUCUGCUACUACAUGGUAAAUGCAACACGCAGUGCAGCUUUCCUCACCAACCCACGCAACAAUGACCCCCAUGUUCUUACCACCAGAAGCCAACUGCGGGUCAUAAUGAGACUUGCUGAAGACAUCUCUUACAACUUGUUCCAAGAGAUGGAGGAAUUCCCACUUGUGAUGAAUCUGAGGGAGCCGCUGUAUUUUGAGGUAGAGGUGGAGGUGCCCAUGAACUCUGAUCCUAGGGUGGUGCUGAAGUUGGAGUAUUGCUGGGCUACCCUCAAAGAGGACAGGAAAUCCCAGCCCAGAUGGAACCUCAUCAUUAAUGGCUGUGAGAACACGGAAGACCCAUUCCAGGUUGUAUUCCACCCUGUGUCAGCUGAUGCUCGAGUCCAGUACCCCUCUCAUUUCAAGCGAUUUGAAGUCCAGAUGUUCUCCUUCAUGGAUGAGGACAACCCAAGUUACCUGGUAUAUGUCCAUUGUGACGUGGUCAUCUGUGAUGCCACGUUUCCCAGUGAUGGACUCUGUAGUGAGCAGUGUGCAAACAAGAACACAAAAGGUCAAAGACAUGCAUUUUCAGAAGGGGACAGUUCAGAACAUGUCACAUCAGGACCCAUUCUGAUGUUCAAAUAAAGUUUUUAUAGACUAUUACACUAUCUAUUCAGUGGAGUGAAUAAUUGUUUUUGCUAUACUAUCGCUAUUUGUUUUGAGGUAAGCGGUCCUGGAAUUUAUGAAUUGCCAUUUCAAGGCAUUGAUUAGCAGGAAGAACUGACAAUGGGCCCCUUGGUGUUUCUAAAUGAAGAACAACUGGAAACGCUAUGGCGGUAUUCUGACCCUACCCCUGUUAUUCAGCUGUUAACCUACACAAUGCAAUAUAUAAAGUAUUCAGACCCUUUAGUACUUUUGUAAACGUUGUCUACAACUGGGUCUAUUUUGGUAUGCCUCUACUUUCUUUUCAGACCCCCGGACAUCCUUUAGGUAGACUCACUGUCAAAUUGGAUUUUUUAUAUUUUUUUUUCUGCAUUCAUGUCAGUUAGACCAGAUUAGAUUAAGUGCAGGAUUUCUGGCAGGCUGUUAUGUAUUUGUAAGGAAUAACUUCUAAUCCCCUCUACCAUAAACACCUGAUUGAUGGAUUGCUGCAGAGAUGGACGUUUUUAUGGUUAGGUCUAUG